CUUUCUUUCUCUAGCUACCUAUUGUUUAACAUAUCAUAUGCUAUCAUAUGCUAUGUCUGAGACACGUUCACAUUAAUCUCAAACAAAACUAACAUAUGCUUAGCAACAUAUAAAUAAAAUCAAAGCACACAAAGACGAAGCACUAACCGCCGUGGCUAGUGUUAUCCCUCCCAAACACACCCUUCUUUUGCAACCAUCCAAAAGCCAAAAGGCAUAGAGAAUCGUGUUGGAGAGAGGUGGGAAAAUGGGAAUCCUAUACCCACUGUCCAAAUCUUCACAACGUUAUCUCCUUGUAGCUUUGGCCAUCCCAUAAUGCCAUAACAUAACCCCUCUUACAAAUGGGAAUUAUUUGACUGGCAAAACAAGCAAACACACACGUACACACUCCACAACAACCUCAGUUUUUUCCCACUUCUCCUCCUUUCUUCUCUUUCCAUGAUCUGAACAACACCCCUAUCAUAUCUUUUUUUGCUUCUAUAUCUCACUUUCUACAUCCCCUUAUGGCUGCUUGUGCUUUGUUCAGUGCUGCCACUAACAUUACCGAAGAUGGGAAUGUUAACAACGCAACUGCAAGUGCUGCUAGUCCUCUCACCAGUGCUUCUAACUCCAGCAACAUGAGCAACGACGACCAACACACCCUACAUGGCAUCGUCCCACAGCCUCAUUGUGAGAGGAAAAUCGUCAGGAAAAGAAUGGCUUCUGAGAUGGACCAUCUUAACGUUCAUCUCACUCCACCACACAACUCUUCUUCCACCACUGAUUAUCCUAGGUUUCCUCGUCGAAGCUCCACCAACGUCAACAUGUCAUCCUUAGAAAAAGGGUCCACCACCACCACACCUACGUUAGCCGCAGGUACUUGUAGUAAUAAUGGCAAUAAUAAUAAUACUAGUAAUAACUAUCAUUUUAAUAAUAGCAACCAUAAUAGUAGAAGUGGUAAUAUUUCGUCAAGAGAUAACGUUGGCAUUCCAAAUUACCCCACUGUGGCCGUCACAACCAACUACUCCACUAUGUUGCUACCUUCUUCCACCACCAUCAAUACCUCUGGUGUUGCUCCAAACUACAGUGCUCACCAACACCAUCAUUUCCAAGGGCUUGUUGAAAGUCAAAGCCAGGACCAGCAGAACCCCGUGCCUGCAGUGUGUGGAUUCUCGGGAUUACCACUUUUUCCAUCUCAAAGCCAAAGGAACCGAGACGACAACAACAACAUGAACAACACCGCCACCACCAACCUAAGAACCAGUGGUGGAAAUAUUGUCGACGUGGUUGCUUCUUCUUCUUCUUCUCCUUCCAUGGACGACACUUCGGCCGCCACGAGUGGUUGGAUCGAUGGUAUAUUGAAGGAUCUCAUUCACAGUUCAAACAGUGUUUCGAUUCCCCAACUAAUCAGCAACGUGAGGGAGAUUAUAUACCCUUGCAACCCCAACCUUGCAACGAUUCUUGAAUACAGGUUGCGUCUUCUCACUGAGUCCGCCCCACAAAACAAAAGAGGCACAGAAGGGGUGCCUCUUCCACCUUCUGUGUCCUCAGUGAAGCUCGUGAAUAAUCGUGUGGAUGGCAUUGUUCCUAAUCUGCACUUCACAGAUGGAUCAGGUGGUCCUGUGGUUGUGAAUCAGCACAUGUUGUCCAAUUGGGGUGUGCCUCCAAUCACUCACCACCACGAUAGCAACGCCAACAACAACAGCAACACCAACAAUAACCCUUCAGUUUCUUUGGUUACUUUGCCUUCACCGCCACCACCACCCCAUUAUUCACCGCCACAAGAGAAGCAGCCUCACCCUCAAGAGGAAGAUCUAGCAGCAACCAGCAGUGCUGAGGUGGCACUCACAAGAAAGAAGAAAGAAGAGUUGCGGGAACAGAAGAAGAAAGACGAGGAGGGUCUGCAUCUCCUCACUUUGCUGCUGCAGUGUGCAGAAGCUGUUUCAGCUGAGAAUCUAGAAGACGCCAACAAGAUGUUGCUAGAGAUUUCCCAAUUAUCAACACCGUUUGGCACAUCAGCACAGCGUGUGGCCGCUUAUUUCUCGGAAGCCAUAUCAGCAAGGUUGGUGAGUUCAUGUUUGGGGAUAUAUGCCACUUUGCCACACACCCAUCAAAGCCACAAGGUGGCAUCGGCUUUCCAAGUGUUCAACGGAAUCAGUCCUUUCGUGAAGUUCUCACAUUUCACAGCAAACCAAGCUAUCCAAGAAGCUUUUGAAAGGGAAGAGAGGGUGCACAUCAUAGAUCUGGACAUAAUGCAAGGGUUGCAGUGGCCUGGUUUGUUCUACAUUCUAGCUUCAAGACCUGGUGGAGCCCCUUAUGUGAGGCUCACGGGGCUUGGUACUUCCAUGGAAGCACUUGAAGCCACGGGUAAACGUUUGUCCGAUUUUGCAAACAAACUUGGUCUUCCCUUUGAGUUCUUCCCGGUGGCUGAGAAAGUAGGGAACCUUGACCCUGAGAGGCUCAACGUUAGCAAAACCGAAGCUGUUGCAGUUCACUGGUUGCAACAUUCCCUCUAUGAUGUCACCGGCUCAGACACCAACACCUUGUGGCUCUUGCAGAGGCUGGCACCUAAAGUGGUGACUGUGGUAGAGCAAGACCUAAGCAACAGUGGUUCAUUCUUGGGGAGGUUUGUGGAAGCCAUACACUACUACUCGGCGUUGUUUGACUCUCUUGGGUCUAGCUAUGGGGAGGAGAGCGAAGAGAGGCAUGUGGUGGAACAACAGCUAUUGUCUAGGGAGAUUCGAAAUGUGCUAGCUGUUGGAGGGCCAUCAAGAACUGGGGAGCCAAAGUUUCACAACUGGAGGGAGAAGUUUCAGCAGUGUGGAUUUAGAGGUAUAUCUCUAGCUGGUAAUGCUGCAACUCAAGCUAGUCUACUCCUUGGUAUGUUCCCAUCAGAGGGUUAUACCUUGGUGGAGGACAAUGGCAUCCUUAAACUUGGUUGGAAGGACCUUUGCUUGCUCACUGCUUCAGCUUGGAGACCUCCAUUCCAUAGUGGCACUGCCAUUACACAUCACAACUAGGCUCAUUCUAAUAAUCCUAUGUAGCAUCCAUCUUAGGUGAUCCCAAAGCAUGUGAUUUUUCUUGCCUACUGUGUACCCACUUCAGCAGUAACGUAAAAAAAAGAUGAUGUAGCUAAAAUAGGAAAGAAUGAUGACUAAAUGGUUGAAGGGGUACCCCACUAUUGACAUAAAGCGAGAAAGUUCUCUUGCUCGGGGAGCACUUGAGAGUUUUUCUGAUAGUAUUUUAUUAAGAGAACUUAUGAGGAUGUUACUAUUAUAUUCUGAUUUUAAUGGUUAGCCCCAAUGAGUGAGUUGGUUGGUUGUUU
Vigna angularis (adzuki bean) is the source of this 3301-nucleotide messenger RNA. Its product is annotated as protein SCARECROW. The transcript has 2 exons. Gene Ontology annotation, biological process: radial pattern formation; regulation of DNA-templated transcription; asymmetric cell division. NCBI's taxonomy places the organism in Eukaryota, Viridiplantae, Streptophyta, Magnoliopsida, Fabales, Fabaceae. Gene Ontology annotation, cellular component: nucleus. Bases 501 to 2996 code for a protein of 831 amino acids. The record is from RefSeq and is a predicted model, not a curated record. Gene Ontology annotation, molecular function: sequence-specific DNA binding; DNA-binding transcription factor activity.